AUGCGCAUAAAGAUCAGUAUUUUUAUCCGAUCAAACGUUGUGGUCGAGUUGGAGGAUGAUGAAAAAUGCAUCUUUUUUUAUCUUCAUCUGCUUGUACAAAGCGUUGAGUGGGGACAGAAGAACGAUAGAACAAGACGAGUUUGGGAGCCAACUUAUACUCUUAUUUAUGGAGAUGCUUUGGACAACAGUGGGAUUCUUGACACAUCCAACAGCGAAAUCAUAAAAAUGAAUCGUAUUCCAAAAGCAGUGGCCGAUGGACUGCGGGUGAUCUCAUAUUUACAGCAGAUUGCCGCUAGCGUCCCAGAAUAUGAGACGACGGCGGAUAUUUUUGUUAGCGAGAAAUUAACUCAGAAAAUAAUGCAAAUACUGGCGGAUCCAUUAAUUGUUUCUGCUAGAGCUCUGCCGUCCUGGUCUGAAGAGCUCGUGUACAAUUAUCCAUGUCUAUUUAGCGGCGAAACUAGGCGAGUCUCUGUUUUUAACAUAUUUGCUUUCACGUUCUGUAUUGAAUUCUAUAUUUCGAGUAAUAGUUUAUCUUUAAAUAAUUCCAAAAACACGAGGUAUUAG
Molecule: messenger RNA, 564 nt
Organism: Gongylonema pulchrum
Lineage: Eukaryota; Metazoa; Nematoda; Chromadorea; Rhabditida; Gongylonematidae
Source: the annotation of a GenBank genome assembly